This is a messenger RNA of Rotaria sp. Silwood2, 1065 nucleotides long. Lineage: Eukaryota; Metazoa; Rotifera; Eurotatoria; Philodinida; Philodinidae. The record is from the annotation of a GenBank genome assembly.
AUGGAAACGGUACGACCGGCAAUGCUAAUAACAGUGACGAUUCUGCGUAUAAUUUGGUUGCAGCCAAUCAAUGCCGAGUCCAAUUGGGUACAACUAUUGUUGAAGAGAGUGAAUAGUGCAUUUGUAUCUAACCCUCAAACGCCACUAUCAACUACAGCAACAACAACGACAACAACGACGGUGAUUAUACGAACAACGACGAUGACUGUACGGCCAACGACAACAAUCACACCAACAAUGACAGCGACCAGACGAAAAACGAAAACAACCACACCACCAACAACGACAACCACACGGCCAACGACAACAAGGAUAACAACAACGACCGCACGGCCAACGAUAACAACAACGACCGUACGACCAACGACCGCACGGCCAACGACAACAACGACGACCGUACGACCAACGACAACAACAACGACCGUACGGCCAACGACGACCGUACGGCCAACGACAACAACGACGACCGCACGGCCAACGAUAACAACAACGACCGUACGAUCAACGACAACAACGACCUUACGACCAACGACAACAACGACCGUAGGACCAACGACGACCGCACGGCCAACGACGACAACAACGACCGUACGGCCAACGACAACAACGACGACCGCAGGGCCAACGAUAACAACGACGGUGACUGCAAGACCAACGGCAGCAACUACACCAACAACGACGGCGACCACACGAUCAACAACAAUAACAUUAACAACCACACUGCCAUCAAUAACAACGGUAACUACGGUGAGACCAUCGAUUGGAACAACAACAACAACUCAAAGGGUAACAACCACAACAAACAUCAUUGGAAUGACUACCACAUCAGUGUCACAAUUCACUACCUUUCAAAGCCAGGCGCUUGCUGCAACAAAUAUCCAUCGGGCAUAUCAUUGCGCACCGAAUAUUAUUCUCAAUGCAACACUCAAUAGUAUUGCUCAAAGUUAUUCAGAGCAACUUGCUGCGACUAAAACCUUCGUUCAUAGCGGUAACGGUUAUGGAGAAAACUUAUGGGCGAUUAGUUCGUCCGGAACGCUCAAUAUCACUUUAAUGAAUGGUAAUUAA